This is a messenger RNA of Magnolia sinica, 1878 nucleotides long. Its product is annotated as putative receptor-like protein kinase At3g47110. Lineage: Eukaryota; Viridiplantae; Streptophyta; Magnoliopsida; Magnoliales; Magnoliaceae. The record is from RefSeq and is a predicted model, not a curated record. The coding region runs from base 19 to 1863 and encodes 614 amino acids. The transcript is spliced from 2 exons. Gene Ontology annotation, biological process: protein phosphorylation. Gene Ontology annotation, molecular function: ATP binding; protein kinase activity; protein binding.
GACUUAACAGUAUUGGAUAUGGCGCAAAACUUUUUAACAGGUACUAUUCCCAUUGGUAUUGGGAAGCUUAACAAGGCAGGAAAGCUUUUCUUUGCAGAAAAUGAAUUAUCAGGGCAAAUUCCGUCUUCCUUAGGCAACAUCUCCCAAUUGUUGGUACUCAGUUUAUAUGCAAACAAUCUAUCGGGGAGCAUACCUUCAACUCUUGGUAAUUGCAUAAACCUGGAAUUCAUAUACCUCCACAUUAAUAAGUUCAGCAGUAGCUUACCGAAACCGCUUUUCAUCUUUCCAUCUUUGAUUGAACUUGACAUUGGAAAUAACUCUUUUACCGAUAGUUUGCCAGUCGAAGUUGGUAACUUGAAAACUCUCUGGAUAUUGAGCGUUUCAAAUAACAAAUUGUCAGGAGAAAUUCCAAGCUGGCUAGGCAAUUGUCUAAGCCUAGAGUAUCUCUUGUUGGAUGGAAACUUCUUUCAAGAAUCAAUUCCUCCAAUAUUUAGUACUCUAAGAGGCCUUCGAUACCUGGAUCUUUCACGCAACAACCUUUCCGGGGAGAUUCCAAAAUAUCUGGAGAAGCUUGCUCUAGAGUCUCUAAAUCUUUCCUUCAAUAAUUUCAAGGGUGAAGUACCAAAACAAGGGGUCUUUGGAAAUGCCAGUCAAGUUUCAGUGCUCGGAAAUAAUAAGCUUUGUGGGGGUAUUCCAGAAUUAAAUUUGCCUCAAUGCGCUAGCCAAGCUUCCAAGAAACGGAGAAAGUCUCUUGCAUCAAAAGUAAAAAUCUCAGUUGUUGCUGUUGUUGUCCUGUGCCUCAUCUUAGUAUCAUGUAUCUUUGCCACUCUUUAUUGGAUAAGAAAGUCAAGAAGGAAACCGGUUGAUGUGCCUUCUGCGGAGGAUCCUUUCGUCACCAUGUCUUAUGCGGAACUCUUUAAAGCAACAGAUGGCUUCUCAUCUGCCAAUUUGGUCGGCACUGGAAGUUUUGGCGCUGUAUAUAAAGGGGCUCUAGAUCGUGAUGGAACUAUGGUAGCAGUGAAACUCUUCAAUCUUCAACAACAAGGAGCUCUAAGGAGCUUCAUGGCUGAAUGCGAAGCCUUAAAAACCAUUAGGCAUCGGAAUCUUGUUAAGAUCUUAACUUGCUGUGUCAGCAUUGAUUUCAAGGGCAAUGAUUUUAAAGCUCUAGUUUACGAGUACAUGCCCAAUGAAAGUCUAGACAAGUGGUUGCAGAGAGAUGGUCAUGAGCAGCUUGGAAGGAACUUGAAGUUUACUCAAAUGCUGAACAUAGCUAUUGAUGUGGCUUCUGCACUGGAUUAUCUGCAUAAUCAUUGCCAAACGUCAAUCAUUCAUCGAGAUUUAAAGCCAAGCAAUAUUCUUCUUGAUGAUGACAUGAUUGCUCAUGUGGGUGAUUUCGGGCUAGCCAGGUUCUUACCUGAGGUUCAAACUAGCUCGGUUGGAAUCAAGGGAUCUGUUGGAUACAUCGCUCCAGAAUAUGCAAUGGGCAAUAAAGCAUCUACACAAGGAGAUGUUUACAGCUAUGGAAUCCUUCUAUUGGAGAUGAUCACUGGAAAGGGGCCAACUGAUGGUAUGUUUAUGGACAAUCUAAGCCUUCAUCACUUUGCUAAGUUGGCUUUGCCUGAACAAGUAAUGGAGAUUGUUGAGCCACGACUGCUUAUAGAAGACAUUGAAGUUACUCAAGGCAAUGGAAAUCAUAUCAAUACAAGAAAUAAAAUGCAUGAAUGCUUGAUUUCAAUGGUCAAAAUCGGUGUGUUAGGCUCUUCAGAGUCUCCAAGAGAACGAAUGUGCAUGAAAGAUGUGGCUUCAGAAAUGCAUACAAUCAAGAACCAGUAUCUCAGGGUCACGAUUCACAGAGACAUCUAAGUUAGAUCACAAAUA